This is a messenger RNA of Thlaspi arvense, 645 nucleotides long. Lineage: Eukaryota; Viridiplantae; Streptophyta; Magnoliopsida; Brassicales; Brassicaceae. The record is from the annotation of a GenBank genome assembly.
AUGGCGAGGUACGAUAGAGCAAUCACAGUUUUCUCGCCGGACGGCCACCUCUUCCAGGUGGAAUACGCCUUGGAAGCUGUCCGCAAGGGGAACGCCGCGGUCGGCGUCAGGGGCACGGACACCAUUGUUCUCGGUGUCGAGAAGAAGUCCACGGCCAAGCUCCAAGACUCCAGAUCAGUUAGGAAAAUUGUUAGUCUGGAUAAUCACAUUGCAUUGGCCUGUGCUGGCCUCAAAGCGGAUGCUCGUGUCCUUGUAAACAGGGCAAGAAUUGAAUGUCAAAGUCACAGGCUUACUGUUGAGGAUCCCGUAACUGUCGAAUAUAUUACACGUUACAUUGCUGGUCUUCAACAGAAGUACACACAGAGUGGUGGUGUGAGGCCUUUUGGUCUUUCAACUUUGAUUGUGGGCUUUGACCCUUAUACUGGUGUGCCAUCACUUUAUCAGACAGAUCCAUCAGGUACAUUUUCUGCAUGGAAAGCUAAUGCAACAGGGAGAAACUCUAAUUCAAUGCGUGAGUUUUUGGAGAAAAAUUAUAAAGAAACCUCUGGGCAAGAAACUAUCAAGCUUGCAAUUCGUGCCUUGCUUGAACCACUAGUUGGUCCUGUGGUGAAAACUUACACUAACCAGCAUGAGAAAGCUAUUUAA